Macrosteles quadrilineatus (aster leafhopper) is the source of this 900-nucleotide messenger RNA. RefSeq lists its product as uncharacterized. Bases 66 to 761 code for a protein of 231 amino acids. NCBI's taxonomy places the organism in Eukaryota, Metazoa, Arthropoda, Insecta, Hemiptera, Cicadellidae. The record is from RefSeq and is a predicted model, not a curated record. The transcript is spliced from 3 exons.
GUAUUUAAAUAGGAUUUCAUGAAUUGUAAUCUAACAUUCAAGGAGGAAGUGCUCUAGUAAUAAAGAUGAAUAUGCUACUAAUUGCUGUGGUUUUGAGUGUUGCGGCGCUAACAAACUGCCAAUCACCACAUUCAUUCUUCUUUGGUGUUAUUUCACCUCAAGUCUCACCGCCAGCUGGAGUUCCUUCUGCAUCCAAAUGGAACCGUAAAAAUAUAAGGAAACCUAUACCAAACCCACCACCUUUUGCGCCAAGGUUUGCUCCGCCACCGACUACACCCCCAAUUGAGCCAAGAGAUUUUGGGUUUUCUCCGCCAAUACAUCCACCAUAUUUUGUUCCACAAGAUUAUGCGCCAAGGUUUUCUCCGCCACCGACUCCACCCCCUAUUGAGCCAAGAGAUUUCGGGUUUUCUCCGCCACCAGAGCCAAGAGAUUUUCCUCAACCUACAAGAUCAAGAAGAGAUUUAGACCUGUUACCAGAAAAACUUAGAACUUUACCAGAAAACAGUGCGGUUCUUCUUUUCAAUCUUUCGCCUGAAAAAAGCAUUGACAGUAGACAUGGAGGAGCUGCAAGAUCGUUUGACCCAGAUUACAGCACUAGAGCGUUUGAUACAGACCCAACAGGACUGUUUCGAUCGUUUGACCCAGACUACAGCACUAGAGCGUUUGAUACAGACCCAACAGGAAUGUAUCGAUCGUUUGACCCAGACUUUGAGACUAGAGAUUUUGAUGUAGCUGACUGGUCUUUUGACCCAGACUACUAGAGAGUUUGAUGUAGCUGGAAGAUGUAGAAGAUGCUGAAGAUGAAGUAGAAGAUACAAGUAGAUUUAUUUGGUUGGACACAAGGACUAUUACGGUAGAACUAAAUAUUGAAAGAAUUAUAUCAAUCCUGAUCAAAGUUCA